Oncorhynchus masou masou (cherry salmon) is the source of this 2481-nucleotide messenger RNA. RefSeq names its product high-affinity choline transporter 1-like. Gene Ontology annotation, molecular function: choline:sodium symporter activity. The coding region runs from base 16 to 1788 and encodes 590 amino acids. Gene Ontology annotation, biological process: neuromuscular synaptic transmission; acetylcholine biosynthetic process; transmembrane transport. The transcript is spliced from 9 exons. The record is from RefSeq and is a predicted model, not a curated record. Gene Ontology annotation, cellular component: perikaryon; axon; plasma membrane. NCBI's taxonomy places the organism in Eukaryota, Metazoa, Chordata, Actinopteri, Salmoniformes, Salmonidae.
GUGUGUGUGUGUAGGAUGGCGGUCCACGCCGAGGGGAUCGUGGCUAUAGUGAUCUUCUACUUGCUGAUUCUGGGCGUGGGGAUAUGGGCCGCGUGGAAGAACAAGAACUCAGGGGUUUCGGAGGGCCAGGACCGCAGUGAAACCAUCAUGGUGGGCGGGAGGGACAUUGGGUUGUUUGUCGGUGGAUUCACUAUGACCGCUACAUGGGUGGGCGGCGGCUACAUCAACGGGACCGCGGAGUAUGUCUACCUGCCUGACUUCGGCCUGGCCUGGGCACAGGCUCCCUUCGGAUACGCCCUCAGUCUGGUAGUAGGUGGCCUGUUCUUCGCCAAGCCCAUGCGCUCCCGGGGAUACGUCACCAUGCUGGACCCGUUCCAGCAGAUAUACGGGAAGCGUAUGGGGGGGCUGCUCUUCAUUCCGGCGCUUAUGGGGGAGAUUUUCUGGUCCGCUGCCAUCUUGUCAGCGCUGGGGGCUACUCUGAGUGUGAUCGUGGACAUUGACAUCAACAUGUCAGUGGUGAUCUCAGCCCUAAUAGCUAUCUUCUACACCCUGGUGGGAGGGCUGUAUUCUGUAGCCUACACUGACGUGGUCCAACUCUUCUGUAUCUUCCUGGGACUGUGGGUCAGUGUGCCAUUUGCUCUGUCCAACCCAGCCGUGUCAAGCAUCAGUGUGACAGCUAAGGAGGCUGUGUACCAGACACCCUGGCUGGGUAAGAUAGACUCAGCAGACACCUGGAUGUGGAUCGACAACUUCUGUCUUCUGAUGUUGGGGGGGAUUCCGUGGCAGGUGUAUUUUCAACGGGUUCUCUCUGCCUCUUCAGCUACCUACGCCCAGGUACUGUCCUUUAUCGCUGCCGCAGGCUGCCUGGUCAUGGCUGUCCCCUCCGUUCUCAUAGGAGCUAUAGGAGCCUCCACAGACUGGAACCAGACUACAUAUGGGGCAAUUCCUCCCAAAGAGAAAGACCAAUCAGAUAUGAUCCUGCCCAUCGUGCUGCAGCACCUGUGCCCACCCUGGAUCUCCUUCUUUGGUCUGGGAGCAGUGUCUGCCGCUGUGAUGUCAUCAGCUGACUCCUCCAUUCUAUCGGCCAGUUCCAUGUUCGCCAGAAACAUCUACCAGCUGGCCUUCAGACAGUCUGCGACAGACCGUGAGAUUGUGUGGGUGAUGCGUAUCACCAUCUUUGUGUUCGGCGCUCUUGCCACCGCCAUGGCGUUGCUAACGGGGACCGUGUAUGGCCUGUGGUACCUGAGCUCCGACCUGGUGUAUGUUAUCAUCUUCCCCCAGCUGCUCAGCGUGCUCUUCAUCAAGGGAACCAACACUUACGGUUCGGUGGCCGGCUAUGUCUUCGGUCUGCUGCUGCGUAUCGGGGGAGGGGAACCCUACCUCAAACUACCCCCCUUUAUCUACUACCCCGGCUGGGUGCAACAGGAGAAGAUCCACCACCUGACUGGAGACGUGGAGUACUUCAUCCAGCAGCGCUUCCCCUUUAAAACGGUCUCCAUGCUGGCCUCCUUCCUGGGUAACGUGGCCUUCUCCUACCUGCUCAAGUACCUGUUUGAGUCUGGGACUCUGUCUCAUAAGUAUGACUUCAUGGAUGCUGUGGUGUCCAAACAUAGUAAGGAGAUCAUGGACAAGACCACGCUGGUUAGUAGUGACAACAUCAUCCUGUCGGAGAUGGCACCAGUCAAAACGCACCUCAGCAACUCACUGGCGGGGACAUUUACGAACACAGAGGCUCUCAGUGACGAUGAGGAGUCCAGCCCUGAGUCCUUAAACAACCACCAUGAGUAGAAACCAGGAAGUAGAGACCAGGACCAGGACCAAGACCCAGAGCCAGACCUGGACACAAAACCAAGUAGAGCCAAGGUCAGGGAUGGCCAGCCCUCCUGGAGAGAUACCAUCCUGCAGAUCUUUGCUCCUGCUCUAACAUACCUGAUGCUAUUAAUCAGCUGCUCAACAGGAUAUUGAACAGCUUAACCAGGUGUGCUAUAGUAGGGCUGGAGAAAAAGCCUGCAUACACAAUAGCUCUCCAACAUAAGGGUUAGCCAGCCCUGAUAUGGAGCCUUUAACUGAGACUCAGAGAAGGUCUGUCUAGCAUCCAACCCCCUUGUGUUCUCAUCAUAUCAACCACUGACUGACUCUCUAAAUCAAACACCACCGCCAUUUUAGUUUUCUGUUUUCAUUGCCUGGUCAUUGCUGUCCCCUCCGUCCUCAUAGGAGCUAUAGGAGGCUCCACAAGUACACACACACACGCACACACGCACACAUGCACACACACACACACACACACACACACACACACACACACACACACACACACACACACACACACACACACACACACACACACACACACACACACACACACACACACACACUUCCUCAUUGAGUUAAUUAAACAUUACAAGACGUUUUGUUCAAAUAUCCAUGAAUGCCCACAUUGUUUACAAAAGGAAAGUAUGAUAAAAAAAACACAUCAUUCUC